AUGCCGACAAUCGAUGUAGCCAUGGCGCGCAGUGUGCCCCAGGAGAUGCUCCUGGGGCUGCAACGGAGAGACCUUCAGGCGUCAGCAAACAAUGUCAAGACGUCCUUUUCCAGUUGGGAUAAUUGUAUGAAGGCCACAUACUGCAAAUGGCCAAUAAUAGCCGCCAUCAUCGUGGGCGGUCUCAUCCUACUGUCUGUCGUCUGGUGUAUCGUCCGAUGCUGUUGCUGCGGUAUGUCAUGCUGCUGCUCCUGCUUCAACUGCCUCAAGUGCUGUGGCGAUUGCUGCGGCUGCUGCAACUCUCCCGACAAAAAACACAAACAUCUCGACGAACCCUACUUCCCGCCGGCCUUCGCCCCGCACGGCGGAUACAAGGCCCCAGACCCCAUGAUGUCUGGUGGUGGAGCUGCCGGUACCCCCUUCUCGCCCGCCCCGGCAUACGCACGCUUUGAAACUGGACCGAACGGAAUGGCUAUCGACCCCCCCAAGCCCGUCAACGACGAUGCGCUCCCCCCGAUGCCCAGCUGGGACUCAGCCGCUAAACGCCGCAUCAGCAUAGAAGAUGAGCCCAGCGCAGUUGAGCUUGGCGAACUCGACCCGGUAACCGGCCAGCGCAUGCCCGUGAUGACAGGCGCUGCAGGUGCAGGCGCAAUCUCUCGAUCCGACAGCUCAGCAAUUGCCACCGCAUCCGGAGGCGCGAGUCCCUACGGCCAUCCCAACGGCGGCGGAUACAUGUCACCCGGACCCAACGGCCGACCAAACGACCAGUUCUCGCGCAAUAAUUCGAAUGGUGGUUACGGAGGCGACCAAGGCCUCUCACCUAUCGGACCCCCCGGGCAAGCAUAUGGUGGACGCGGAUACUUUCCACAGAACCAGAACCAAUUUAUCGGCCAGGCGCAUGGGGGACCUGAUGAGCAGUACGGAAACCACGCUAUUGGGAACGCAUACAGCGACGACAGACGAUCGCCAUACCCUGGAGAUGAUCGGGGUCCGCAGGGGGGUGGCUUUGACGUAAUGCCAGCUCCUGGCUUCGGGCAACACCAACGGAAUGAUAGCGGCCAUAGCGGCCAGCGACCGUUCACUGCUGACCGCACGCACGUACCUGCUGGUCCGCUGAGUGGUGGAGGAUACAGCUGCAGCGACGAGUCGUAUGCGAAUGCGCCGAUACUAUCGAAUACGAGCGGCUACAUGCCUCGUGGUGGGAGCCCGCCACAAGGAGGCUACAGGGGCGCGCCUCCAGCGAGGGUCGAUCCAGCUGGAGGAUUUAGUGGCGGGAUGAGGAUGCCAAUGCCAAUGCCGCAGCGUGUUGAUUCGCCGCAGGGAGGCUUCAGAGGGCCGCCGCAAGGGUUUGGGGGGCCACCGCCGCAGAGAAUGGGUAGCCCUGGACCAGGACGGGGUGGGUUUGGGCAGGGUCCCGAGAGGAGAGGGAGUCCUGGGCCCGGACCAGGAGGGUUUGGACAAGGUCCCGAGAGGAGAGGGAGUCCCGGACCAGGACAAGGAGGGUUUGGACCGCCAUUACGGACUGGCACGGGAGGAAUGGGGAGCCCCGCACCACCGAGCUAUGCUAGCCGGAGUCCAGGUGGUGGGAAUGGAGGCGGUGGUGGGGGCGGUGGUGGGUAUGGGGGGGAUAGGUGGUAG
Messenger RNA from Pseudogymnoascus destructans, 1635 nucleotides. RefSeq lists its product as uncharacterized. Gene Ontology annotation, cellular component: plasma membrane; cellular bud neck. The record is from RefSeq and is a predicted model, not a curated record. Bases 1 to 1635 code for a protein of 544 amino acids. Lineage: Eukaryota; Fungi; Ascomycota; Leotiomycetes; Thelebolales; Thelebolaceae. The transcript is spliced from 2 exons.